Molecule: messenger RNA, 2137 nt
Organism: Ruditapes philippinarum (Manila clam)
Lineage: Eukaryota; Metazoa; Mollusca; Bivalvia; Venerida; Veneridae
Product: receptor-type tyrosine-protein phosphatase alpha-like
Biological process (GO): protein dephosphorylation
Molecular function (GO): protein tyrosine phosphatase activity
Source: RefSeq, a predicted model, not a curated record
AAAAAAGAAGAGAGAAAUGUGAUACAUCUACAUUAUACAGCCUGGCCGGAUAAAGGUGUUCCCCAGGAGGUGACAAGUCUUGUAGAGUUCAGACAGAGGGUGAAGUCAGUUCCUGUUACAUUAGGAGGUCCGGUUAUAGCCCACUGCAGUGCUGGUGUAGGGAGGACCGGCACAUACAUUGCUUUAGACAUACUAACGGAGGAAGGCAAGGAUUUAGGCUCCGUUGAUGUGUUUAAUUGCGUCAACAAAAUGCGAGGACAAAGGGUGAACAUGGUACAAACAGGUGAGCAGUACAUGUUUCUCCACAAAGCUCUUGUACAUUCACUUACAUUUGAUUGUGAAACUCUUACUGCAGAGGCAAUUCAGGCAAUAGUGUAUGAAGCAGAUGAACAAAAGUUCACAGAUAUGUACCAGAUUCUACAGCGAGAGGUAGACACAGAAUGUCAGGAUGAUUUAGAUGAUCGUGAAGAAAAUAGAAAACGCCAUAACAACAAAAAUAGAAGACAUUCUGAGAUUCCUGCCAAUCGCAGUAGAGUUAGACUGUUUGUUGCAAGGUCGCACCACUCAAGCCAUGACUACAUAAAUGCCGUGUUUAUAAGCAGUUUCAAGACCAAAAACUUGUUUAUUGCUGCACAAUCUCCACUAGCAGGAACUAUUGAAGAUUUUGUCUGUAUGAUAUAUCAACAGAACUGCGCAUGUGUAAUUGCACUGGAUCAGCCGUUUAAACAGGGCGAUAAUGAUGGCCAAUAUCUCCCAGCUGACAACAAGACAUACAUAUGUGGAAACUUUACUGUAACAAGCUCGAAAUGUGAAACUAAACAGCAGUUUGUUGUCAAAAAACUGACCAUUACACAUACAAAUCAGAGUGAAGUGAAAACAGUUUAUCAUUUCCAAUAUAAGAAAUGGGCGGAAUCUAACACUGUUCCUGACACUGUUGAAGACUUUGUUCAUUUUAUCAAAGAUGUUGAAAAACGUGUAAAUCAUCAUACAAAUAACAAUUCACAUGUAGUUGUCCACUGCUUGACUGGGUAUGAGAGAUCUGGGUUAUUUUGUACCUUGUAUUCACUCCUUGAGAAGCUAGAGGCUGAGCGACAAGUGAGUUUGGUCAAUAUGAUUAGAAAAAUUAGGACACACCGCCGACAAGCUAUAACAGGGGUGGAACAACUGAAGUUCUGUUUCCGGUGUGUAUCUGCCUAUUUAGAGAUAUAUAACACAUACUCAAACUUCGCGACAUGAUUGUUUCAGAUAUAUAUCUGCCCAUUUAGAGACAUAUAACAUGUACUUAAACUACGCAACAUGAUUGUUUCUGGUUAAGAGAUAUAUAACAUUCACUCAAAUUUCGCUACAUAAAUUUGUCCGGUGUAUAUCUGCCCAGUUAGAGAUAUAUAUCACAUUUUAUCAAACAACGCUACAUAACUGUUUCCGAAGUAUUUGUAUACAGAGAUGUAUUGCACAUACAAACUACGCUACAUGACUGGCUUCGGUGUAAAUAAUUUAUGUAUAUAGAAAUACAAACACACGUCACACGACAGCUUCUAGUGUAUACCAUGUGUUGUUUUUUAUAGAAAUGUAUGCAAAACCAAUACUUAAAGUACACUACAUGACUGUUUCUUCCGUAUAUUUGCUUAUAAAUAGAGAUGUAUUUCACAAUGUAUGCAACAAACAAAUUCUAAGAACGUGUGUAAUAGACAUAUAAUGCAAGUGAAUUCAUUUUGAAUCGCAAAAAUAAAAAUGACCCAACGGAAUGAAAAUAUAUAAUUGUAAACGGAACUACUUUACUAACAAUACCAUAUUAUAAUAGAAUAUACAGUUAAGUAUUAAAAUUACUAUUCAAAGAGUUAUUGUUAAAAUACAUGGAUCUAAUUUUUGCAUGGCUAUCAUGGAUUUUAUUACAACGGAUAACUUACAAAAUGGAUCACUACUGUAUAUAUUUUAGCUUGUGAUGUCUCAAGUUAAACAUCAUCAAGAUACUUUUAUAAUUAUCUGAUUGUAAUUCAUUUUGAUAUUGUUUAUAUGCUGGUUGCAGUUUAUCAUGAUGUUAUAUUCCUUCUAACACUCGUAUUUUAGUUGUUAUAUUUUUAUUCAAUGUGAUUUGUUCAUAAACAUCAUCACUUUAAUAUAUGUAGUUUCUUUUAUA